Messenger RNA from Saprolegnia parasitica CBS 223.65, 2826 nucleotides. RefSeq lists its product as hypothetical. The transcript has 2 exons. The record is from RefSeq and is a predicted model, not a curated record. The coding region runs from base 1 to 2826 and encodes 941 amino acids. Lineage: Eukaryota; Oomycota; Saprolegniomycetes; Saprolegniales; Saprolegniaceae.
AUGUCCGAUCCGAUCGCAGAUCUGUACGACGUUGCCCUUGGCCAUCUCGCUACGCCUCGCGAGCAUGGCUUCACGCACCACACAGAUUCCUUCACGCCCCCAGAGCUAUCCGUAGACGGCCUCGACGAGGUGCUCACGUGGCCGCUCUCGGACGCCCAAGCGGCCAAGCUCGCGGUGCUCUAUGGCCGUGACGCUACGACAACGGUCGUGCCGGGUCGAGCGAUCUCAGUCGACUCGAAGCCGGCGAGUAUAUACACGCCAGUGUCCUUUUACGAAGCCGUCCAAGACAAGCUGCUCCUGUGCGAGUGGAAUGGCCGUUUUGAACUCGCGCACCUCGUCCUCCAUGCCGCCGGGAGCACGGACACGAGCCUUUUGCAGCCGUCCGACGUCGACGGUCGCGCGUUUGCUCGGCUCAUUGUGCUCCUGCCGUCGCACUGUGUCGGCGGCAACAUCUCGCUCACGUACCACGACCAGGACGAGGAGUGGUCGGUGGCCACCGCCGCGCGCCCGCCGACCGGCCUGUCCUUUGCCGCCGCCGCCGCCUUCCUCUCAACAGUCGUGUCGUCGGACCCGAUCUCGGACGGACGGCGCGUCGCACUCAUUUACCAUCUCGUCAACGACAAGGCGACGCCGGACUGCAGCUUUGCCUCGGCGCCGCCCAGCCAAGCGUAUGCGCUCGGCUUCUUGCGCACCCUUGCCAAUGUUCCGUUCUUGGGAGCGGGGCGCGUCCUCUAUCGUCUGCAGCACGAUGUGGCGUUUGAUCCAACUGGAUUUAAGGCCCUCUCCAAAGCUGACACUGCUUUUGUGCGCGCGCUCGACGCGUCCGGGUGCUACGACUACGUGCUUGCCGAGGCGAGCUCGCACGCGUACCCGUAUGUGUUCUCAGUCAUUGCUCCGGACGGUGCCGACAUCCCGGCGAUGGUCCUCGCAGGCGCGACAGGGUUCGCGCACACGGUGCUCGGCAAGCCCAACCCGCACCCGCAACAUCGAAAGCUGUCGAUGCUCGCCUUUUGGCCAAGAUCGUACCGGCUGCGUCUCCUCGGCAUCAAGGCGGCGGUCGCGCACGUCGAAGCCGUCAUGCAAGGCGACGCCGAGCCGUCGCUGCUCGGGUAUUCCACCAAGAUGCAGCUCGUCGAGGCGCUCGUCUACAUGGUCGGCGCGCAGACAGAUUCCGGGUCCAAGUACCACUGGGACGGUGAACGACGGCCUGUGGCGGAACGAAACCCGAUGCUGAGCCAUUUUUGGUACGACAACAGUACGGACGCUGAGCCCAUGACCGCGCGCCUCCUUCAGAUCUUGUUGGAUUUAAACGACUUUCGGCUGCUCGACGUGUUUUUAACCCGAUUGAUGGAAAACGAAGUGCACCCCAAGAUGGAUCGCAUCUGGCUCAAGUUCCAUGCGUGCGUUGCACGGUUUGGCUACGACGCCCUCGCGCCCGCCGUGCAUCGUCUUCUAAAGCGCUGGGCCACGUCGUCCCGCACCGCCGCCGCGCAUGUGCCAUUCUGGCUUCUCGCCAGCCUCGCCGGCGUCGCCGCCGACCCCGUCUGCGCCGCACUGGAGCACCCCGAGGCACGCGACCGGAUUCAGUGUGCGUACCGCAUUCUCUGGGACCACUGGGACGUGCCCUCUCUCUUUCGAGAGCCCGAGACGAUUGGACGCUUCGAUGUAACGUGCUCGCUCGCCACGGACGCGCGUCUGCACCUCAUCAAAAACUGUCUCCUCCUUGAGGACUACUUGACGCGACGUGCACCGUCGCCGCUCGAGACAUGCCUGCCAGUGCCUGUGGUCGAUGCCAUCAACGAGUGCUUGGCACCUGCAUCGAUCCUCGAUAGCAUGCCCGACGACUACGCCGCGAUGACGUACAUUGCUGCCCCCGCGAUCGUUGGCCCUCGGCACCUACCGGUGCGUGCGCUGGCGUCCUUUGAGCAUCGCCUCACUGUCGUGGACUCUGUGGACGCGAUCCUCGGGAAUCUUCUUCUGCACGCGAUCUACUCGGACGCGGACGACGACGAACUGCUCGCGUACGUCGGCAGCUUGCGCUCGGGCAUGGGCUUUCCCACCUGCACGCUCGUUGCGGCCCUCUGUGCGUUUCUCAAGCUCCGGUCGGUUGCGCGGCGCACGCUGGAUGUCUUUGCGACCGUCAUUUGCCGCGUGACCGACUGCUUGUACACGCCGCGCGGCGAUGUGCUCGCGUACCUCUUGCCGCACUACUUCAACCGAUCGGACGUUGCGGUGCAGUACCCGACGUCGACUCUCUUUGCCGUGUGCGAGGCGCUUCUCGCGGAUGCGCUCGGCUUCUUCGCGACGUAUGCGCCGCAGCGGGCGCCAUUGCUUGUGCGCCAGGUCCGCUCGAUGGCCGAGCUGGCGUCCCGCAGUCGCCAUCUCGUGUCGCCGGCGGCCGUGCUCGUGCCGCUGCUCUCGGAUUUCGCGCAGCGGUGGCCGACACUGCCCUUGACGGUGCGCGAUCAGCUCGCCGACAUUGUUCGCCCGCUCGUUCAAGCCACGGCGGCCAAGGCCGGCGCACCGAUCCACGGGCUUCUUGGCGCGCGCUGCUUGUGCCCGAUGUGCAUCGCCGUGCGCGAGUUUCUCCGCACGCCGCAAUGGAGACUCGACAAGACCUUGUUUGCGCCGUGCCAAGACGCCGCGCGAGCGAUCGCAGACCUUCAGGCCGCAGGCUUUGUCGUCGACGACGACGACGACGUGUCCAAGGUAAUGACGACGCGUGACGACGAUGACGUGGGCGACACGGACGAGAAAGCGCUGCCUUCGUGGCAGCCGAUUCUGCAGGCGCAACUUCACCUCGCGGCGCUCGAUGGCCUCGCAUAA